Molecule: messenger RNA, 1315 nt
Organism: Truncatella angustata
Lineage: Eukaryota; Fungi; Ascomycota; Sordariomycetes; Amphisphaeriales; Sporocadaceae
Exons: 3
Coding region: 87-899 (270 amino acids)
Source: RefSeq, a predicted model, not a curated record
GACAGCAGUCGCGAUGGGUAUUGGUAUGAGUGCAAUUUCCUACAAAUGAGCCCGACCCUGACUCAAGUACAGAAUACCAUUUCGGCAUGGGAAAACACCUUUCAGAGGUUCCAGAUGAAGAUUAUGUGCCGUACAUGAAGGCCUUCUUCGCUUCAACCAUCCUGUAUAGUUUUGCAAUUUAUCUUGUCAAAAUAUCCAUCAUGUUACAGUAUUGUCGAAUAUUCCAGGAUACCCGUUUUUAUCGAUUUUACUUUUACAUAACGAUCGGCUUGUCGUGUUGGACCGUGUUGAUGUGCCUGUUGCUUCCCUUCAUUUGUGUACCUAUCCAACGCUUCUGGAAUCAUGAUACCCCAGGAACCUGCCUGAAUAUCUUAGCACUAUGGAUGGCUGUCUCGGUUAUAAACAUGGUGACAGAUAUAACCUGCUUCAUCAUACCUAUACCCCCGCUCCUGACGUUGCGGAUGCCGACACGCACGAAGAUACUGUUGGCAUUCAUCUUUGGCUUGGCUCUCUGUCCUUGUAUAAUCUCCGCCUACCGCAUCACUACACUCACCGCCACAGCACACUCGACCGACUCGACAUGGGACAACGCAAAUACGGCAAUGUGGUCCUUUCUCGAAUUGAGUAUUGGUGCAAUCGCUGCCUGCCUACCUACUUAUCGUCCUGUACUAUCAACACUAAUGCCGCGGGUUUUCACUCCGUCGAGCCAUUCAGGCAACAUGCGCACUGAUCCUCCGACCCACCAGCAGGGUUUCUCUUUACAAACAAGUCAUAGCAAUGUGCGGAAGAGCAGGUACGACACGGAAAGCACACGCGGUUUGGGCUUAGUGGAUGCGAAUGAUCAUGGAUAUAGUACUUUGGAAGAAGAGGAAGCUGUUUCGACUCGAUCGGUCAGCUAGGCCUCCGUUACAACACAAACUACGUUCACAAUUGACCACAGUAAAGACCGCACGAAACAGACUUGAAAUGCCAGGAUAACUAUUAAUCCAGCAUACGAUUUUACCAUUCCAAAAACCGUAUUCGGAAUCUCCCCCGUCCGGAGCUUUUCUAGGCUGUAUGUGUUAUGCACGACCAUUUAUAGCUGGCAACUACCUAUCCACGCCUUGGCUGUUACCCUCUAUAGCCUCUGCAUCCCAGCGUGUGAGGACUUUCGUCGCCCAAUAUGACUACAAAUAUAACAAUGGAUGCGAUGGAAUAACGUAGACCAGAUUCAAGGAGUUCCUGUCGUGGUAUGGAAUAUUUGGCUUAGCCCGGUUGUUCAGAUUCGUGGUAAGUCAUCUAACCUACUAAACCAGUUAGGGAGACCUGCCUUACA